Messenger RNA from Gallus gallus (chicken), 3632 nucleotides. RefSeq names its product TBC1 domain family member 31 (gene TBC1D31). Gene Ontology annotation, molecular function: protein binding. NCBI's taxonomy places the organism in Eukaryota, Metazoa, Chordata, Aves, Galliformes, Phasianidae. The coding region runs from base 385 to 3384 and encodes 999 amino acids. The record is from RefSeq and is a predicted model, not a curated record. The transcript has 23 exons. Gene Ontology annotation, cellular component: centrosome.
GAGGGGAAUCGGCGAGCGCGGGAGCGGCGGCGGCGGCCGAGGAUGCCGAGCUGCGAUCUGGGCUGCCGUGAGCAUGGCUCCAUCUGGCACCGCAAACCCAGCCCGGCGGCACGGGGCGGCUUGUUUCUUUAUGGUGCUAAUGAAGAACGAAGUUCCUUGUGAGAGCUGAGCUACAUUUUCAGAUAGCGUGGCUAUGAUGAUAAGCCAGCAUACAAAGUUAUAGUAAACAUAAUUCAUAGUGCCACAGGAUAUCAUUCCAAGGCAAUACGUUUUCUGAAUGUGGCUUUUGACAGUUCUGGAGAUUCUCUGCUUGCUGGAGACCACCAAGGAAAUAUAUACGUUUUUGACCUGAAUGGAAACAGGUUCAAGCUUGUUCAGCGAACAAUGCAGGCUUGCACUGCUUUGGCAUUUAAUCUUCGCAGAAAGACAGAAUUCCUGGUGGCUUUGGCUGAUUAUUCUGUGAAGUGCUUUGAUACAGAAACACAGGAACUUGUUAGUUGGAUGAGAGGCCAUGAUUCUUCAGUGUCUUCCAUCUCUGUCCAUGGCUCAGGCAGAUAUGCCAUCACCACAUCCACUGAUACAGCACAGCUGUGGGACUUGGACACCUUUCAAAGGAAAAGAAAGCUUAAUGUUCGUCAGUCUGUGGGUAUACAGCAGGUUUUCUUUCUUCCACUGAGUAACACCAUCCUCAGCUGUUUCAAAGAUAAUUCUGUUUUUGCCUGGGAAUUUGAUACUCUUCACUGUAAAUAUCAGUUGCCAACUGCAGUAGAAGGCUCUGCAUUACAUUAUAAGGUCUUUGCAGUUACCAGAGAUGGCCGGAUUUUUGUAGCUGGCGGAAAAUCAAACCAUCUUCACUUAUGGUGUUUAGAAUCAAAGCAGUUGGUAAGAAUAAUCCAGAUGCCUACAGAAGUACGAGCUGUCCGUCAUCUGGAAUUCCUCCCUGAUAGUUUUGAUGGGGGCUCCAAUCAGGUCCUUGGAGUGUUAAGUCAAGAUAAUAUUAUGAGAUUUAUCAGUAUAGAAACAUACAAAAUUCUUUUUGUCAUUGGGAGUCAUGAAGAAGGAAUUAGUACAGCAGCAAUUAGCCCCAAUGGACGGUAUAUUGCAUCAGUAAUGGAAAAUGGUAGCCUUAAUUUAUACAGUGUCCAAGCUUUGACUCAGGAGGUGAAUAAGCCUCCACCUCCGCUGUUCAAAGUAGUAGAGGAUUGGCCCAAGUGCAAGUCAGAGGCAAACAAGCUGACAAGAAGAGUGACUUCAGGAAGGUCAGAGCAGCCUUGGAAAUCCAAAGGAAGCAAAAUUCACACCAGACUGCUGAAAGUGCAAAUGAAUGCACCACUUGAAAAUAAAGAGAAUGAAUUGCCAGGUGGGUUAAACAAGAAACGCUUACAGGCCUUAUUGAAAGGAUAUGGCGAGUAUCCAGCAAAAUACAGGAUGUUUGUUUGGCGUUCCUUAUUACAGCUUCCUGAAAACCACUUAGCAUUCAGUAGCCUGAUAGAUAAGGGAACCCACAGCGCAUUUGUGAAUAUUCAGAAUGAGUAUCCCCUCAAAAGCAGGAAACUGCUGAGAGUUUUACAGAGGACCUUAUCAGCUCUAGCUCACUGGUCUGCUAUCUUUGGCGAGACACCAUAUAUUCCUUUGCUAGCCUUCCCAUUUGUAAAAUUAUUCCAGAACAACCAGCUGAUCUGCUUUGAAGUUGUUGCUACAGUAGUAGUUAAUUUUUGUCAGCACUGGUUUGAAUAUUUUCCCAAUCCUCCAGUUAAUAUCCUUAGCAUGAUGGAAAAUAUUUUAGCACAUCAUGACAAGGAACUCCUUCAGCAUUUAAUAAAAUACAGUGUGACUUCACAGGUUUAUGCCUGGCCUCUUCUAGAAACCCUGUUCUCUGAGGUUCUAACAAGAGAAGAAUGGCUCAAAGUCUUCGAUAAUAUCUUCUCUAACCAUCCCUCGUACUUCCUAAUGAUUGUUGUUGCCUAUAUUAUUUGUUCCAGAGCUCCUUUGCUUCUCUGUAAUCAAAGUCAGGAUUUUGAGUAUUUCUUUCAUCAUCGUAACAACCUGGACAUUAACACUGUGAUUAAACGAGCUUAUCAUCUUAUGGAGACUACACCACCAGAUAUCCAUCCACAACGUGUGCUUGAUGACUUCAUGCCACUUACAAAAGGACAGUACCCUGUAUUUAACAAAUAUCCCAAGUUCAUUGUGGAUUAUCAAACUCAGGAACGGGAGAGGAUCAGACAGGAUGAAAUUGAAUACUUAAGAGAGAGGCAGUUAGUGCAUGAAUUAGAAGCUAAAGCACAGGAACGGAAAGCAGAAGAUGAAGCCUUCUACAGAAAGCAGGAAUUACUCCGAGAAGCUGAAGAACAAAGGCGAAAAAUGGUACUGGAAGAGGAAGAAAAGCUGGCAGAAAGGAGGCGGAGACUAGCUGCUGUGAGAAGAGAACUGAAAGUAAAGGAACUACAAUUUCUAGAUGCUUCAAGAAGGCGUUUUCUGAAAUACCAGCAAGAUUGGCGUCAAACGGAGCUGAAACGUCUUGAUGAUGACAUUGCAAGAAAGGCAUCAAUGAGAGAGCAAGAAACAGCUGCUACUGUUCAAGAUAUAGAAGUACGACAGAUGGAACUUGAAUCACAAAGACAGCUUUUUGAACAGCGUCUUAUCAAAGAUCAAGAGGCAAUUACACAGGAAAUGAGAGAAGAGAUGGAUGAAAGACAAAGAAAGGCAGAUCUUGAAGACCACAUUGUUCAGAGAUGGAUAGAAACAGAUCGAGAAGAAAGACAGAAAGCUCAGAUGGUGGCUGAAGAAAAUUUAGCCAAGGCAGAGCAGAAGUGCAUUGACCAUGAAUGGAGGCUGCAAGCAUUGUAUAAACUAAGGAGCGAUGAUGAGGACCGUGAGAAGCGUUAUGAAGAGAUAGCCAAGCUCCUGCAUGACAACAGGGUGAAAGAAGCUGAGCUGCUGAAAGCCAUGAGGGAGGCAGAAGAAAAAAAGUGGGAAGAAGUUACAUGGAGAAAAGCACAACUGGAGGAAGAGCAGAAGGCAGCUGCUGCUGCAGAUAAACACAGGAAACAGUUUUUAGAAGAUGAAAUGAAUGAUGCAUUAGAAUUGGCUGAAAAGCUGCAAAGAGAGGAUGGCUAUUUUGAGAGACUGCGUGAUUUAAAGAGCCGACGUGCAGAGAGAGGGGUAGAAUUCCAGCAGGUGCCAAAGUCUGCAAACAUCUGCCUGAAUGAUUUAUGUGCAUCUCAGUCGUCAUCGCACACGUCUUUAGCUGGAAGACAAGAGCUGGCACGCCAGGAGUGGGAGCUGAUGGCAGAAGUCAGGCAGCUCAGGCAGAAGCUCACAGCGCGGGCCCAAACCAGGCGUCCUCCAGCUCACAUCUCACCCACACGGUGGACAACCUGAGCUGGUUUGCUCCGGACCUCAGCUGUACUUCAAUCAAUCAAUCAAACCCCGACUAUGUGUGAUGUGAUUAAGGACUGAUCAUAGGGUGUUUAUUAUAAAUAAAGGCUUUUGGAAAUAUUUUUAUAUGAAAAUAGAAUUCUGGCUAGAAAAAUGUGCAGCAUUUGUAACCUCAUCGUUUUCCCCAUAAUUGUAAUAUUAUUUUUACUUCUAAAAUAAACUGACUUUUUACCAUUAAGUUAUUUCAUAUA